AUGUUGCGCGACCAAAUUCAAGUUGGAAAUGCAACGACACUAGCUCCCUCGCAACGACAGCAAGCACCCCAUGAUCAUCUCGACCAACCAGCACACACUUUGUUCAUAUUACCACCGAUCAGCUCGAGCGACCAGCAUCCAUCUUCUGGAAGCAGCGCUGCUAGUAUGGCGACGCGGAAUCGACGGACCUCGUUUGUCGACAUGAGUUGGAUGCUGCCGGCUUUGGGAAUCUCCUCACAGACUGUAACUCAGUCCUUGAUGGAGCGAUGGCGGGAUGCGCUCCGAACCGGCUCACAGUCCAUCGUCAAAACUCCCAGUCCGAGCCAAACCCUCCUGGUCAUGUCGGUCCUCUCGGCUGGAUUGGGACACGUCUUGCCCACACUGAUCUCACGUCGGUAUACCGUCCUGGCUGCAUUGGAACUCUUUCUAGUCUUUGGUCUCAAGAUGAUUCGGGAUGUCAGACACAAUGGUUACCACGGAAUUGGUAUCAAUUCAACCGCUGGUACUCCUACUGACACGCACCCACCCAGCUAUUUCCACGAUGCCUCACCCGAUCUGAUUGGCAGACCUUUGUCCAAUUACACCGGAUUCAGGCCCGACCGUACCUACUUCACACCAGAUGGAACUGACUCGAACUUGGGGGACCGUCUGACUGAUUCAAAGGGCGCUGAUGGAUAUCCCCAGCAACACGGGAAUGUGUAUGCAAAGAGCAAGAAAGAGGCCAAAGACGCGAAACAAUAG
Messenger RNA from Puccinia graminis f. sp. tritici CRL 75-36-700-3, 741 nucleotides. RefSeq lists its product as uncharacterized. NCBI's taxonomy places the organism in Eukaryota, Fungi, Basidiomycota, Pucciniomycetes, Pucciniales, Pucciniaceae. The record is from RefSeq and is a predicted model, not a curated record. The transcript is spliced from 5 exons. The coding region runs from base 1 to 741 and encodes 246 amino acids.